Messenger RNA from Penicillium lagena, 3084 nucleotides. Its product is annotated as putative PAB1 binding protein (Pbp1). Gene Ontology annotation, cellular component: cytoplasmic stress granule. The record is from RefSeq and is a predicted model, not a curated record. Bases 1 to 3084 code for a protein of 1027 amino acids. Gene Ontology annotation, biological process: cytoplasmic stress granule assembly. Gene Ontology annotation, molecular function: RNA binding. NCBI's taxonomy places the organism in Eukaryota, Fungi, Ascomycota, Eurotiomycetes, Eurotiales, Aspergillaceae. The transcript is spliced from 5 exons.
AUGGCUUCCACCAUCAACUCCAUGCCUGCUGCAAACAGCGCGUCGGGCAAUGCCGUCAAUCCUGCGGCGCAGAAUUCGGGUCGUCCCUCGCUGAGACCCAGCGCCAGCACCAAGGGGUCUGACGGUCGACGACAGUCGGGCAGCCCUGCGGACGGUGGAAAUAGGCGCAGCAAUUCCCAGAAGGCCUGGACCCAAGGGACCAAUCCCAUUACCCAACGUACUUCAUACGCAUCAUCGAACGGAAACACGUCCCACCAGAGGCAGACGGGUUCACCUCGACCGGGCCAGAAGGAAUCAAAUACCCCGGACAGCCAUGCUCAUGACCGUCUUGUCUUCCUCUUUGCUAGCUUCAUCGGUCUGAACACCACCAUUACCACCAAGUCAGGGGACAAAUUUACCGGCAUCUUCUCCUCUUCGACCCUUGAAGCCAGCGAUUCGUCGUUCCUGCUGAAGAUGGUUCAGCGCGCCUCUCAGGAGAACCAACCCAAAGCCAACGGUGUUAGCGAGGUCACAAGUCCAUACUUAGGAACCGGACCUGACCACAGCAUGGCAUUUGAUAUCAAGGACGUCGCGGAUAUCGCCGUGCCCAAUGUGGUCCCGGCAGAGGUUUCGGCAAAGGAAUCAAACGGCGCGUCGGCUGGCUUCAAGACUGAUGCUGAUAUUUCUGGGAACCUGGCGAUGCGAGAACGAACUUUGAAGCGCUGGGAGCCCGCUGAGCACGAGGUCGAUAUGUCACUCGAAAGCACCACAACGGCAGGCUGGGACCAAUUCGAGACAAAUGAAAGACUCUUUGGUGCCAAGACCAACUACGACGAGCACCUGUACACGACUCGCAUUGACCGCUCGGAUCCGGCCUUCAAGCAAAGGCAGGCUGAGGCGGCUCGCAUUGCUCGCGAGAUCGAGGGUACUGAUGUGGACAAUGUCCAUAUGCGUGAGGAACGAGGUCUGGUGGCGCCCGACACUGGCGAUCAAGAUGAAGAAGACAAAUACAGCGGUGUUCGUCGGGACGACAAAACUUUCCCGCCUCUUCUCUCCGGCCAACCCAACAAAUACACCCCUCCUGCACGCCGAGGGCCUGGUGGCCCGCCUGUAGCAGCGAGGCAGCCUACUCCUUCCAAAGAGGCUGUGCCGCAACAGAACCAACCCCAGGCGACACAAGGUGUCAAAGCCCCUGCUGAUGCCGACCAGAAGUCUGCCAAGCGGGCGGUGCCUGAUAAUGCCACGGCUAAUGUCGAGGCUGAAGUGUUGGACCACUUCCGUCAGUUUGCGAACAGUGAGAAGUUGAAGAUGCAGGAGCGCCGUCGCAACCAAGCAUCGUAUGAUCGGACGAUCAAGCUGAACGAGUUGAUGAAGUUCUCGAAGAACUUUAAGCUUUCUACUCCAGUGCCAAAGGACUUGGUGCCGAUUCUGGCGAAAGACCCCCACAAGCAAGAGGUGAUCAUUCAACGCGCUCAACAGUCAAUUGAUGACAAACCAACUCCGAAGGCUAAUACUGUUGCUCCUGAACAAAAGCCACAGGCUCGUGGUCCCACUGGCGCAAUGCCUCCUGCGGCACCCUCCGAUCGUCAGAACCUCGCGCGCGGCCGUCAGGGACACCUCCCCACUGGUCCUCUUGCUGGCCCGGGAGGCCGAUUCCCUCAGCAAGCGAUGCAGCCAGGCCGCCCUGGCACGGGCAUGCUUGGUCACCGCCUGCAGGACAAUCUUCAGCAACGAAAGGGGGCCGGCAUGGGCCCUGUUCCCGCUCCUCUGCCCAUUCAGGAUGCUCGCGGCCCCCCCACUGGCCCAGCCAGCGAUCAACCCAAGGUUACGAGCCCGGUGAAGACUCAGACACCGACUUCUGCCGCGGCGUCCAAGUUCAAUGUCCGCGCUAUGGAAUUCAAACCCAAUCCCGCUGCGAGUACUUUCACACCUGGUGGCGCCCCCUCUACCAGCGCUGCCGGUUCUGCGGUUAGCCCACGACCAUUCUCUCGCAACCGGUCUGUGUCGCGUGCUACCACCCCGUCUGCUUUCUUUGGUGCGAGGAAGCCGCAGCCUAUUUCGGAGCGGCCAUCCAUUGAUGAUCAGUUCAAUCCCAUCAAGCGCAUGAAAAAAGAAAGUGCUGCGCAGUCUGACAAGCCUUAUACCUUCAAUGGCGGAAUCCCACCGCCUUAUAAAACCCUUCCCACCUGGGAUGUUUCCGAGGGCAGGGAGGAGACAACCUAUGAUCAGAUGUUCAAGCAGCCAGUCGGCGCUUCCUCGGUCUCGCCACAGGGUCGAUCCGCGUCCAACAACCCUCAUAUGCCGCAGCAACACCAGAUGCCGUUCCAGUACCAGCAGCAAAACUCGGGAAUGCCUCCUUCGUCCGGCCCUCCCAAUGGCCCACAUCAUCUUCAUCCCCAAGGCCCUCACGGCUCUGGUCCGUCUCACAUGGAUGAUCACCACCGCAUGCAGUUGUCUGCAUCGUCUUCACAGGUCUUCCCUUCUCCGCGGAUGCAGCAGGGCUACCCUUCUCCCAUGGCCCCUCACGCUCAGCUGGCUUUCGGGCAGCCGAUGCCGCAAUUUUAUGGCGGGCCUCAGCCCAACCACAUGAGACAAUAUCAAGGUGUGCCCCAGUUCAUGAACCCACAGGCCCCUAUGGGGGCGCCUAUGAUGGUCCAGCAACCUUCCAAUGGCCCGUAUAUGGGCGUCCCGCAGAACAUGUCUCCAUACAACCCCCAGAUGCAAAUGUACUCGCCGUCACCGGGCCACGCCUACCCACAGCAUGCCCCUCCUCCUCAGCCGCCUAGCGGAUAUCCAAGCCCCAGCCGCGGUGCCCCCAUGAUGAUGCAUCAGAACUCGCAAUCGGGUCAACCCCCGCAGCCCAUGAUGUUCAUGCCACCUGGCCAGCAGCAAGGACACAUGCCUCCCGGGCGUGGCGGUUAUCCACAGCAGCAGCCUCACUACUCCUCAAGCCCGCACCAGUCCCAUCACUACCCUCCCAAUCAGCAUCGGACGCCAAGCAACAGUUUCAACCAGAUGCCGCAAAUGCCACCGCAGAUGUCCAAUACCCCUGCACCUUCGGGCACGGGAUCUCAUUCCGCCGAGACUGGAGAUGAAGGGAAAUGA